UAACCAUGAUGCGGUCCUCCAUGUCGCCUCAUUGUCGAUGAUGAUUAUAAUGAUGGUUUGGAAAGUGCUGGGUCGGUAACGCGCGUCUUCAGAUGGACAGUGAAUUCCUGGUAUGCGGGUCGAUGUGGUCCAGCUGGCCAAGAUUGCCAUUUUCUUGUUUUUUUUUUUUUUUUUUCUUUUUCUUGAUUUGGGUUUUUAAUUCUUCUUCUCCUUACAAGGCAUGUAUCAUACCUAUUGCUGUUACGACCACCCGCAUGAGCCCAGACCAUGGAUAAACAAUAACGUUGGUAAUUGAGAUCCGAGUACGUGAUAAGAAGGUGAGCCAUUGAGACUACUGUUUAGUGGCAG
Molecule: messenger RNA, 348 nt
Organism: Aspergillus campestris IBT 28561
Lineage: Eukaryota; Fungi; Ascomycota; Eurotiomycetes; Eurotiales; Aspergillaceae
Exons: 1
Coding region: 93-275 (60 amino acids)
Source: RefSeq, a predicted model, not a curated record